UGAAGUUGUUAGACUUCAGGGCACACUAAAUAUUCAUGAGAUGACAUGUGACAACAGGGUAGCUAAGGAUUUUUUACUUUGGUUUCUGAUACUUAAUGAAAACAGCCCGCAAAAACCUAAGUGUCACUGUUGUGGGUUCAUUAACAGCACUCAACGAGUAUCUGGACAAUUUCGAUUGUUUUUGUUGAUUUUUCUGAGUAUAUUAUCGUUUGUUUUACUGAGAAUGGCGAGACUGAUUUCCCAACAAACAGUCCACGGAGGAGGAAGUGCGCCUAUGGGUGGAUCUGCCCUCUCCACUGCUAUGACUGGGGGGUUCACCGCGACUGUAGGGGUCACAGGCCCACAUUUCGGGGUGCUCCCCAGCGUGAUGAGUCUCAAAUCGUUACUGCAGUUACCACUGAGAGCCUCCGGGGAACGUCGCCUGGGGAAAGAACCUGCUGUCACUGGCUGUGUGAUUAAAGAAGAAGAGAAGAAAUUAGAAGAUGAGUCUCUGGGAUUCGGGGCUGUGCAGUCUGCAUUCCUGGGACCCCUUUUGUGGGACAAGACACUAUCUUAUGAUGGAAUAGAAUGUGUAGACCUGGAUGAGUUCCUAACGGAACAUGGCCUCCCUCCAAGUCCAGUACGCCGUGAACCACAGUUUAUGUCCACACCUGUAUCCCACCCCUCCUUGUCUCCCACACACAGUGUAAUGGACCUAAGUAGGCCUGCCUCCCGAGCUUCAUCCUCCUCUUUCUGUUCCUCUACUUCAUCUACCUCACAGAGCAUCAUUGGAGGCAAGUGUCUGCACAGUUCGGAUACUUCAGGACUAAGUUCACCGGACUCUCAAAGUACUUCAAGCCCAAAGGACUCAGAGAAAGAUGAAGUGCUUGUGAACUUUGAUGAUAGCCUUUCAGACCUACCAUUGUCCACUACAACUAGUCGGGAGAUAUUUGAAUCUCAUAAGCACAGAUUUACAGAAGAAGAGCUUAAACCACGACCAGUCAUCAAAAAGGCAAGGAAGAUGCAAGUCCCUGAUGAUUUGAAGGAUGAAAAGUAUUGGAACCGCCGUCACAAGAACAAUGAGGCUGCCAAGCGAUCACGAGAUGCUCGUCGUUUAAAAGAAAACCAGAUUACCAUUCGAGCUGCCUUCCUAGAGAAGGAGAAUGCAUCACUGCGUCAAGAAGUAGCUGAGAUGCUGCAAGAGCUGAGGCGUUGCCGGAGUAUCCUGUCAAAAUAUGAGGCACAACAUGGACCAUUGUAAAACAGAUGUGUAUUGUUUCUUGCAUACACCUAACAUUCGCUCUACUGAAGUAGUGAGCUGGGCCAAUGGUGCUCUUCUCCCCUUGCAGAUCUGUGGAUAGCUUGGUGGUUAGAGUACACCACUGGCCACCUGUCUUAAGGUAUUCUUGAGAAGAAAGAGUAGCACGGAGCCAGUUUGUUACCCUUGGGACACUAAUUUCUUGCCAGUUAGAAUUCCAGUUCACACCAGCAAAAGACCAUUUUGUAUUAACUUUUGCAUACCCUUGGAAUGCCAGUUUAUACUAUUUGAACUUCAGUCUUUAUUAGUGAAUGACAUGCUGUGUAACUAGUGCUUUUGUGAUUUAUCACUUUAAAAUGCUUCUCUGCAUCAGAAGAAUGCCAUUUCAUACCCAGUUUAUACCUGUAGCAACACAUUUGUACAACAAAAAUGGUCCCCAUUACAAAUAUGUGGUUGUGCUUGUAUUUUGAGAAUUGUGUGUAUAUAAAUAUAAAUAUAUAUUUAACAAAAUGUACUAUUGUACUGAGGUAGCUGGCUAGUCUGUGCCAAGACGUAAAUGUCUCAAGCAAAGGUAAAACAGAAUGAUGUCUGCCAUCUGGGCAGUGUAGUGUAUUUUUUUGUUAAUGCAGUCUUACCUUUUGUCGUGAUUGUAUGAGGGGGGAGAGAGAGAGAAGGAGAGAAAGCAGUGGAUUUUUGUUGCCAUAGUUAUGGAUUAGGGCUGUUGCUUCUGUUAUCCAAACAUGUGGUUUAAUUCAGUCCACUCAGUCACUUCAAUCCAACUUGUCUUCAGAAGUUGCUCUCCUUUUGAGCAUCACCAAAUUGAUAAAUCCCAGCAUUCCAUGGAUAUUUUAGCUGCACAACCAUAAAUGCAGUUUGCACUUUGUAUGCUUGACUUGAGUCUCAGUCUCAUUGUUGGGCAAUAUGGGGAUGAAUGCUUGAUUGUUGGACAAUGUAGGGGGAUGAUCAUGCAUACUGACAAUACAGGAUGAUGUUGCAUGUUUUGUUUUAAUUCACAUCAUUAGCAUCCCCCCCCUCCACAUAAGUAAUUUCUGCACAAAAAUUAGUAAAGCAUGGACUUUUAUGGAGCUUACUGCCAUUUUGCAGAUUUUUGGAUCCAGGAUGUUGUGGGAUUCUUUUCCUGUUGUAUUAGUGUGCCCAUGCAUUCCCCUCUUUUUUUUUUUUUUUCCUCUUUAAUUUCCUGCCAAAAUCAGGGUAGCCCAGCUUGAGAGUGCAGCAGUCAUCUCAUUUUAACUGGGACUUGUCCUGGUAAAAUAUCUUUAGAGAAUGACCCACCAGAAGGGUAAGUGUUUUGGUCAUGGCACUUUAUGAACCCACAUUUGAGCAGCAUUUGAAUUGAAGUCUUGUUUAGGACCACUUGCUUCAUGUUCUCCUUGCCUGUUUGCACAGUUAAUCCAAUCCCCUUUGCGUAGUCUUUACUAAUUUUGUACUAGGCACCCACCCCUCUCCUCCCCCUUUUUUCUUUGUUUCUUUCUGUAAUGUAAGAUUUGUGGAUUAACAGACUAGCAUAUUUUUAAUUCUGAAUUGCACUUUGUGUGAAUUGGUCCCUCGUGGUUUGUUUUUGUGGCCUUAAAUGUGCAAAACCUCCUUAAGAAAACCUUUAUGGUGUGUUCACACCUAUGUUUUUUUUUAAUUAAUGGCCAUUGUUUCUCAGAACAGUAGAUUGUUGAUAGUGCUGAAAAAGCUUUAUUGCUUUGACAGAUAUUUGAACUUGGAGAUGGGCACAGAAUACACUGGAGAAUUUUUUAGUAGUAUAUAGUGUAUUCCUAAUUAUUUCUUCUCCUGAAGGUGGACUACAGCACCUUUUCUGUGGAGUACUGUAUUCAUUGUGUGUGUCUAGGACUGAUGGAGCAUUUCUGAGGCUGACAUCCAUUGUAAUAAUGGAGAGUUUAGAAGUGAAGAGGAUUACAUGUAAAUGCUUCUUACUAUAGUUAAUUGUAUGCAACCUAUCAAGAGUAAUUAUGUAGUUGUCAGUCAGAAAUGUGCUUACAGGUAUUGAUUUUUCAAACCCAUGUGCCAGUAAGUAGAGAUAGUUUGCCUGCUUUGUGGCACAGAAUAUUAAUUUAAGUAAUGCCAGAGGUAGUUCUUUAUACACUGUUUACAUUGAUUGUUCUGGUUGCAACCUACAUAUUUUACUUGUUGGCAUUGUUUCUCAUAACAAUAUGUGUAUGUAUUAGCUCAGAGGAACCAUGUGAUUGAACAGAACAUUCAAAAAAUGUAGUAUCUAUCUUGACCAAUGCUGUAGCAAGGGAAUUGGCCUUUCUGGCUAAUACACCCAUGAGCACCCCACCCCCACCCCAUGUGACAGCUUGCAAAGUGUCAAACAUUUCGGUAAGGCAGACCUUGCUACCUUUAAAAAAAAAAAGAACAAUUUGACAGUUUACAAGUUUAUAGUCCACUUGUAAACUACGCAACUGUCAUUGUUCAUUUAAUGUAGUGUAUAAAGUACAUUUAAAAACACUGACAGCUUUCGUUAAGUGAUCUUGAUUACAUGAUAGGUAGAACUGUUAAACUUCUUUAAGGUUCUGCACACUACUACAGGCUGGCAGCACUGUUUAGUUCAUCCCACCCUUUCUACAGCACUGAUCUUUACUGUUUUAAGGAGAAUGUGUUCUGCACUUUUACUGUUAUUUGUUUAAAAAGGUGGAAAGGUUUCUGUUUAGCUAAUAAUUGUAGUUUAUACCCUUAGAAAAAGUAAUUUUAUGUGCAUUAGGAAGAUAAAUUUUUAAAAUGAGAGUUUUGCAUAACAUGUAGCUUUCUUUAGCUGAGUGGUACAUGUUUAACCAGCUAUUUCUGCACAUGUCAAUCCAGGAAGAUGCAGCUGUUUAUAUAAACAUAGUUAAAUUUAUUGGACAUUCUUCAUUCUCUUCUCUGUCAAGCUUUACCAGAUUAUUCAAACAGAAUGAGAAUAGUGUAAUAACAAACAAAUGCUCAUUUUAAAUUGGAUUUUUUUUCUUUCCUUAACUUUGAUUGACUGAUAUGCUUUUCAUUUUUGUUGUGAUGUUUGAUUGUACUAGUACUGAAAUACAAGCUAACAGACUGGUAAGGCCACAGUGGUCCACUUUCACCACUGGUUAAUUUUCAAUUUCUGUGUUUGUCAAGAAGUUAAGUGGUGAAACAUGAAACCGAGAAUAACAAUAAGUGCAUGUACUGCCAUAUUUAUUGUAAUUUUUUUUCUUAAAAUGAAAAGGCACAUUUUUAUUAUAUAUUCAACAUACUUAGAAGAGUUUCAUAAUUCUCCAGUGCAAUAACAAACUUAUCAGAUGUUGCAUCAUUUUCCUUGCGAGCUGUAUUACUUAUCCAUUUUUAUGAUGGCUCCCUUUGUAUUUGUAGCCUUCCCAGUGUGGUGUGUUUCUGAAUGACUGUAUUGCACUUGAAACGGGUAUAAGUGGAAACAUGUAAAUGUUAAGUUCUUGGGACUUCUGCUGUUUCCCAUGAUAGCCACGAUUACUCUCUCUCACACCUCAGGAAAACUUGAUGUCGAGUUUGCUAAUGUGGGAGCAGCCAGUUUCAUGUUAACUGAGUGUAGCAAUUCAUGAUUUUGAAAACUUGCACAAUUUUAAGAGAUAAUCUGAGGGGAAAAAUUACCAAAUGAAACAAGCUGCAAGUCAAUAAGAAAAAUGCCACCAACAGAAUAAUCUGCUUAAUUAUAUCAUUUAAUAUUUAAAUCUGUCCUAUAUCCCCAAAGUAUUUUUCUUUUGGCUGCUAAUUUUAGUGACUUGACUGCUAUCUUUGCUAUGGUAGUCUUACCACAGGGGUAAACUACUCUUGUGUGCAGUUUUAUACACUUGCACCACAUGCACUUUUGAAUGUUGUAAAUGUGAACUAAAGUAACUAGAGAAGAGAAGAAAAUUGGGGGGUACUGUGAUCAUAUGAGCUGGUAAAUAUAAAGCAUCAUCAUCAGUAUAAGAUUCUGAGUAUGCUUAGAAGAAAUGGUGCAGUGCGCCACCAGUACCUCAGAUCUCGGCCACUUUUGUUCCCUCCUGUGAAGGGAGAGUGGCAGUCAGAGUGCUCUCUACUCCCCUCAGAAGCAUAACUAUUUUUUAGACUAGACUGCAAUUUUACACUAGCUUUCUAUAUGGAGCAUCUCUUUAAGCACUUUACAGAGCAGCAGCAGCAGGUUGAGGAUAUAGUGACCGUACAGCCUGUCCUACCAGCGCGGUGCAGUGUAAAACACGGCAUAAUGGACAGCUUUGCCUUCACAUGACGGAGACAGAAGAGGACAUACUAUCCUGUAUCACUCUAAUUGCCCUGCUUGUAAGAAAUGGGCGCAAGAAAUGGAAAGUAAUUAUAAAGCAUUUGUGCCAGGUCUUUUAUAUUUUGGGGUCACAGAAUAGGGGGGUUUGUAGGCACCUACAAAACUAUGAUGUCUGGCAUGUAUUGGACUGUAGUUUCUCCUUGGUGUGUUGAUGUUCUUGAUGGCCAUCAGCACCCUAGUGCUCUUGUGAGUUGUCAUGUGACUGCCACUACCCUCUGACUCUUACCUGCCUAGCCGUUUAUUAGCAUGAGCACCAAACAAUUGAGAGUAUUUUUAAAUAAAAGUUUAUAAAAAUUAUAUUAUAGAGAUCUAUAAUUAUCUAUAUAAAUAUAUAUAACUUCAAUGUACUUUUUGUAUAGUGUGUAUUUCCCUAUAAAGUAAUAACUUGCAAUGUUCUUGGUAUUUUCUGAAAGAAUAUAUAAAUAAAAUUCAGACAGAAUGAGCCUACAAUUU
This is a messenger RNA of Protopterus annectens (West African lungfish), 5966 nucleotides long. RefSeq names its product hepatic leukemia factor-like. The record is from RefSeq and is a predicted model, not a curated record. Gene Ontology annotation, cellular component: nucleus. Lineage: Eukaryota; Metazoa; Chordata; Ceratodontiformes; Protopteridae. Gene Ontology annotation, biological process: regulation of transcription by RNA polymerase II. Gene Ontology annotation, molecular function: RNA polymerase II cis-regulatory region sequence-specific DNA binding; DNA-binding transcription factor activity, RNA polymerase II-specific. The coding region runs from base 41 to 1240 and encodes 399 amino acids. The transcript is spliced from 4 exons.